Molecule: messenger RNA, 1607 nt
Organism: Callorhinchus milii (elephant shark)
Lineage: Eukaryota; Metazoa; Chordata; Chondrichthyes; Chimaeriformes; Callorhinchidae
Gene: trmt10c
Product: tRNA methyltransferase 10C, mitochondrial RNase P subunit
Exons: 2
Coding region: 103-1458 (451 amino acids)
Biological process (GO): positive regulation of mitochondrial translation; mitochondrial tRNA 5'-end processing
Cellular component (GO): mitochondrion; nucleus; nucleoplasm
Molecular function (GO): tRNA binding
Source: RefSeq, a predicted model, not a curated record
AACCACUGAGCUACAGGUCUCCGUGGAUUGAAGUUUCCCCCGAAUUCUUGUGACAUUAGAGGAGAUCACUUAGGUUUGAAAAUUUGCAAUUUGAGAACAAAAAUGUGGCUUCAUAGUGCAAAGAUACUGCAAAGCUUUAACAGGUGUUACAGUUUGCGGAUAAAGACUGGAGUGAAGAUCAAGAUGGGUUUGUCAGUUUUCCGUUCACGACCACUCUGUAGGACACUGUUUUUCACACCAUACUUGAAGAAUGAAGAAAGAAAUGUCAGUACUGAUAAAUUGGAUUUAGAUAGCUGGAAGACUGUCAUGAGAGAAAAUGUAGUAGAAGAGAUUCAACCAUCCACCUCAGAAAAUCUUGAGGACUCUCCCCUAGCUGCCACAAGAGAACUUGUUGAAAUGUGGCGGCUAGCAGGGAAGCAAGUGCCGGAGAAUAUGACCGAAGAACAUCUGAAAAACUUCGAAGAACUACCUACAAAAUCCUCAAAGAAAAAGUACCUGAAAUUCCUAUCGAUCAAAGAAGGCAUUAAAAAAAAUGCAAAGAUAAAGAAAGAAAAAUUAAGGCAGGAUCGAGCAGACCAGCUGGAAAAGGCAGGAGACAGUGAGGAAGAACAAGAAAUGAAGAAUUCUUUUUUCUUACAAUUCUGGCAACGAUCAUUUAACGUGCUCCAUAACUGGAGAGCAGCUCAAUCUAUGAUACAUGGCCAGCCACUAGUGUUUGAUAUGAGCUAUGACAAACAGAUGGGCAAUCGAGAAUUGGUGAACACUGUGUCUCAAUUGAUAGAGUGUGAGGGGUGGAACAGAAGAUCUUUAGAACCAUUUCACUUGCACUUCUGUAACAUAAGUCCAGGAGGAUCGUAUCAUAAGGAGUUACUAAAGCGUUAUGGAGCUACCUGGGAUAAACUCUUAAUAACUGUAACUGAAAAGUCAUACAUCGAUAUUUUCCCUCGAAACAAGCUUGUGUAUUUGACUGCGGAUUCCCCACGUGUAAUGAAAACUUUUGACCAUGAUAAAAUUUAUAUUAUUGGAUCAAUUGUUGACAGGUCAAUUCAGACUGGAUUGUCACUUGCAAAUGCAAAGCGUUUGAAUUUGGCAACUGAACGACUUCCAUUGGAUGAGUAUUUGAAGUGGGAAAUUGGUGCGAAAAAUCUCACCUUGAAUCAAAUGAUCAACAUUAUGUUGUCCAUGAAGGACACUGGUAGAUGGGAAGAGGCUUUAAAGUUUGUCCCAAAGAGGAAACACGAAGGAUUUGUACAGAAUAGAAAAGAAAAGAUACUGUAUAAUGACAAAAAGAAAAGAUGUACUCCAUUGUUUAGUAGAACCGAAAACUACAGCAACAAGAAUACAAUGGACUAUGAUCGAGAAAUGCGUCACACUCAGUAUAAAUCAACUUUGAAUCCAAAUCAAGCAACAAAAAAACGUUUACAUAGUCGUAAACAAAAAAGCAUAUGGGAGGACUAAAUGUUCUUAAAAGUGUUGUUCAGUAUGUUAGCUAUAAGAAAUGUCAAAAUCAAAAGACUGAUGUAUCCAGAUGCAUUGGGAUAUCAUGCAUAAAAUCCAUAAUUGUACUGCUUCCCCCAUUGAAAUAACUAAACCAUAUUGUAAGAAAA